AUGGUGGUGGCGCCAGGAACCUGGUGUGGCAGCGGGAGGAAGGUGCGGGCGGUGGCGGCUCGAGUGCGGGCGCGAGCAGCGAGCGCUGGGAAGCUGCUGUUGCAGCGGCGGCUGGGCAAGGCGCCGGGAAGGACAAGGCGGUGGCCGUCCAGGGAGGCGGCGCUAGGAUGGCGCCUCAACAACAGCUGCAGCAGCGUACAGGGAAAACUCCUAUCCCUGGUGAUGCUUCAUGUCUCAACUGUGGGAGUAUGGCACAUUUUACUGCUCGUUGUCCUACAAUUAGAUGUGAAAGGUGUGACUAAAGAUCGUGCCUCCUGUUUGUUGAUAACUGUGCUAGAAGGUAACCCGUCAUCCAGGGACCUUGAGAAAGAGUUCACUGAGUAUCUAGGGUCAGGUUGGAGGUGUACUGCUCGUCCUAUAAAUUCUACUCAGUAUACUAUGAGGUUCCCUAGUGCAAAAGAGGUUGAUAAAGCCUUAUUCUAUGGUAAUCGUAUGCAAAUGAAAACCUUUGAUGCAAUGCUGAAUUUGUCUCCUUGGUCUGCGGCUGUUGGUACCUCUGGGAUGUUGCAUAAAGCCUGGGUACGUGUUAGAAACAUUCCCCUUGAGAAGCGCAAUGAUAAACAUGUUGCUUAUGCUGGUUCUUUGGUGGGGGUUACACUUGAGGUGGACCAAGCCACUUUACACAAACCUGACUUUUGUAGAAUCCUGUUGGGGUGCAGAGACAUUGAUAACCUUCCUGAUUCUGCUGAGGGUGUGUUGGGAGAUUUUUUUUAUAUCUUCUCCUAUGAAAUUGAGUCUGUUGUGUUUAAAGGGCCUCCUGUUGUGAGAAAUGUUGUGACUGUGACUAAUACUUACACACCACCGUCCCCUAAACGUGCCAGGACAGAGAAUUAUUCUGCUAUGUCUGAUGCCUCUGCUGAUGGGUAUGCUUCUACUGAUCAAUCUGUUGGUACUGGUUAUGGGAGAACACGUGGACAUGUUCUUGAGACGGUUUCAGAGCAUGAAUCUGAGGAAGAAAGCGAAUAUGAUUCUGAACUCCUUAUUGACUCUAUUGCUAGAGAAAAUAGGGAUAAACAUGCUAAGAUGGACAAGGAGGAACCUGUGGUAGUUAAUACGGGUGUGGAUACUAGCAUAGCUGUUGAGGAAAUUGCGGAGAAAAGGCUUGUCAAUACUAUGGCACCUGUUACUCCAGUGGUGGAAAAAGAAAGUAUUUCCCCUGAUAAUGGAAGACCUGGCAAGCAAUUGAUACCGAGCUAUGUUGCGGCUGUGAUGGGACCAACAUGGCCGGCAGCUCCUGUGGUUACUGAAGUUGGGAUGAAUGAAGCGAUUGGGGGAGAAGAAAAUGCUGCUUAUUUUGUUCAGUCUCCUUCACCGACAUCUGCCGAAAAAGAAGAUUUGCCUCCUGUAGAGAAAAUGGUGCCUCCGGUGGGUGAUAUGAGGGACAACCUUCGUGAUCCCAUAGGCAAAAUGGGUUCGGUGGUGGAACAAGCUGCAACUUUGUCCAAGAAAAGGAACCUGGAAGCAUCUAUCAUCAACUCGGCUGUGCCUUGUGGGCGGUACCUGGAGCUUGUAUGCCUGGUCAAGAGCAUACCAGAUACCUUCACAUCAUUAUGCACUUAUCUGAACUCAUUCAUAUGCCCUCUGAUUGAAGAAGUGCAUGCUGAUGUCUUUUCAUCAUUGGACGGCUAUGCUCAGGCAAGCUUUAUACAAAUAAUCUGGGUGGAAAAGCUUGAUGAUGAAAAAUCAAUAUACUGCUUUGAGGUUUCCGAGCCAUCAAAGGAUCAGAAGUCAAGGCAUACAUAUGAUCCUAAGGAGGGGGACAUAAUAGUUGUAUCCUUGCGGAAACCGCAGCACGUGUCUGAUUUGAUACAAAGUAAGGCAUCAUAUGUUUUAGGUUCAGUUCUGAAAUGUGGAGGCAGAGAAGAUGAUGACUUCCCAAACAACUGUUGUAUUGUUCGGUUUUCAUCUGCUAUUCCUGUUCAAGUUGAUCCAGAAACAAAAAUGCCUACAAGGCCAUCAUUUGCUGUUUUUCUCAUAAAUAUGAAGACUUACAACCGUAUAUGGAAGUGCCUUCGUAUGGAAGCGGAACGCCAGAACAAGAGUAGUACUGGCGUCGUCGAUCUGGUGUGGCAAUACAAGCGAAGGGUAUUGGAUGCUAGCUCGUCAGGCUCCCCGAUAUCUCAAUGCUUCACUCAUAGAUCAAUUCAUGGUCUUGGCCUUGAGAAGUUCAACCUAAAUGAUUCACAGCUGAAUGCAGUAACAGACUGUGUCUCAGCAAUUGAGAACCAUUCGCCUUCCCUAAAACUUAUAUGGGGUCCCCCUGGGACAGGUAAAACAAAAACCAUUAGUACUAUCCUGUGGGCAAUGCUCAUCAAGGGAGUAAAGACACUUACCUGUGCACCAACCAAUACUGCCGUACUGGAAGUUGCAUCUCGAAUUGUCAGGCUUGUUGGAGAGUCAUCAGAUGGCAGCCUCUGCUUUCUGAAUGAUAUUGUCCUGUUUGGAAAUAAAGAGAGGAUGAAAAUAGAUGAUCGUCAUGAUCUUUCCAUGGUUUUCCUUGACACGCGUGCAGAGCGGUUGUUGCCAUGUUUCGUACCACAUACUGGUUGGAGGCAUUGCUUGUGCUCAGUGAUAGAUCUUCUUGAGAAUCCUGUUACCAAGUACAAAUUGCACAUUGAAAAAAUUAUUGAGGAAAUGAAGAGGGAAAAAGAAAUAUCUGAAAAGGAUGGGGACAAACCCCUCCGGUGCAAGGACAGGAAAUCUUUGCCCCCACGUUAUCCUUUACGUUCCAAUCCCAACUCCAAAGAUCAUCUGGUAGCACCUCUCUCAGUGUUCCGCAAGACAAUACAUAACAGGCCUGAAGACGAGGAAGAAGAGUGCCAUAAAGAAGGAUUAUAUGAUUCUGAAGCUAUGAUGGAAGCAUUCAGAAUACUGCCGUUCAAGGAUUAUUUGAAAGAUAGCUACACCAAACUAUCAAAGGAUUUGUGUUGUUGCAUUGAGAUACUGUACACCGAUCAUCCAAGAAAUUCAGAAACAGGACAGAGCUUUCAGUGUAUGCUGGAAGUGCUUGAAUUGAUAGAAAUCCUGCACGAUUUGAUAAAUUGUUACUGGGAUAGUGAUGAUAUAUGGUCAGAUAAACUUCUCGAGGGCAAGGUAGACGAGGAUUGUAAACCUCUUUCCUGGCCUGAGAAGCUAGCCUGUGUGCGGACUAAUACAUGCAAGAAAUCGAAGUUCAAGCUGGCCAGAUCCCUGUGUGUUCAAGAGCUAAGAUAUCUUCACAAAAACUUUGAGCUUCCAAAUUAUUACAGCGGGAAGCAAAUUCAGCUGUAUCUGCUGCAGAGAACAAAAUGCAUUCUCUGUACAGUUUCCAGCUCUUUCAGGUUGUACGGUGUGCCGAUGGAUAGAUCUACUACUGAUAUUGGCCAAUUACUAAAGAAGCCUGAAAAGUCAAAUCUUCUAGAGUUGCUGAUUGUCGAUGAAGCUGCACAGCUCAAAGAGUGUGAGACGUUAAUUCCUUUGCAGCUGCCUGGCAUAAAGCAGGCUGUUUUUAUUGGAGACGAAUAUCAGUUACCUGCUCUGGUGAAAAGCAAAAUAUCUGACAAUGCUAACUUCGGGCAAAGUGUUUUUGAGAGGCUAAGUAUGCUGGGCUAUAGUAAGCACCUUCUCAAUGUGCAAUACAGGAUGCAUCCAAAAAUAAGCAAAUUUCCAGUUGUCACAUUUUACGAUGGCAAGAUAUCUGACGGUCCAAAUGUCACUAGUAAGAGCUAUGAAAGGAGGUUCUUAGCAAGCAAAAUCUUUGGGUCAUACUCAUUCAUAAAUGUAGAUGGAGGACAUGAAACAACUGAGAUGCAUGGGCGUAGCCUGAAAAACACAAUUGAAGCUGCUGCAGUUUCACGGAUAGUGCAGAGGUUGUGCAAAGAGUCAGUCUCUACAGGAAUCAAGAUCUCUGUUGGUGUUGUGUCCCCAUAUAAUGCUCAAGUUAGAGCAAUCCAUGAAAAACUCGGGAAAUCCUACAAUAAGUAUGAUGGUUUCUCUGUGAAAGUGAAAUCUGUGGAUGGUUUCCAAGGUGCCGAGGAAGAUAUUAUUAUCAUAUCAACAGUGAGGAGCAACAAAGCUGGUUCUGUUGGAUUUCUCACAAACAUGCAGAGGACCAAUGUAGCUCUUACAAGGGCUAAGCACUGUUUAUGGAUAGUAGGAAAUGGGACGACUUUGUCCAACAGCAGGUCUGUUUGGCAGAAGAUAGUCACAGAUGCCCACCAUCGAGGUUGCUAUUUUGACGCUAGCGAAGACAAAGAUCUGUCAAAUGCAGUAAUCAAGGCUGUCGUUGAGCUUGACGAUGCUGAGAAUUUAGUGAAGAUGGACUCGCUGCAUAUAAGCAGGCCAAGGUUUCAGAACUCAACGCCUGGAAACCGUUGGUGAGAUGUCAGGAGCCCCCAAAUAGUAUGCAUUGAUUGCAUGAUGUAUUUUGUCACCGUGUCAGUCUAAAGAAACGUUCCAUCUGCAUUAGUAUGGCGCGGC
Molecule: messenger RNA, 4518 nt
Organism: Lolium rigidum
Lineage: Eukaryota; Viridiplantae; Streptophyta; Magnoliopsida; Poales; Poaceae
Exons: 9
Coding region: 1-4419 (1472 amino acids)
Molecular function (GO): helicase activity
Source: RefSeq, a predicted model, not a curated record